AUGUCUUCAUCAGACCUCUUGCUGGGCCUUAUAGCCUUUAUCUUCCCACCUAUUGCGGUCUGGGUCAAACGCGGCAUCUGCUCGGCUGAUUCCCUCAUAAACAUCUGCCUCUGCGUCCUAGGCGGAAUACCCGGCCUCCUACACGCCUGGUACAUAAUCGCCAAAUAUCCCGAAAACGACCAUGUCGGUGUUGCCGAUCCAGAAGCUACGCCAGUAACCUAUGUCGUGAUUCAUGACCCUCACGGCCAGAAUCGUGUUGGAAAUCCCACCACUCGUCAGGUCAAUGUCGGAUAUGCGACAAUGUCACCCGCGGGAAUACAAUCAAAUUUAAUGGCGGCAAAUCACCAGCAAAGUCCAAUAGGUGGAAAUGGGGGUCAUGUACCUCCUACAUACUCUGAGGCUAUAAAAGGAGAUCAUAAGAUUCAGACUUGA
Molecule: messenger RNA, 432 nt
Organism: Blumeria graminis f. sp. triticale
Lineage: Eukaryota; Fungi; Ascomycota; Leotiomycetes; Helotiales; Erysiphaceae
Source: the annotation of a GenBank genome assembly